Molecule: messenger RNA, 806 nt
Organism: Coregonus clupeaformis (lake whitefish)
Lineage: Eukaryota; Metazoa; Chordata; Actinopteri; Salmoniformes; Salmonidae
Product: signal transducer and activator of transcription 1-alpha/beta-like
Exons: 7
Coding region: 165-806 (213 amino acids)
Biological process (GO): defense response; regulation of transcription by RNA polymerase II; regulation of cell population proliferation
Molecular function (GO): DNA-binding transcription factor activity, RNA polymerase II-specific; RNA polymerase II cis-regulatory region sequence-specific DNA binding
Source: RefSeq, a predicted model, not a curated record
GACUGUUACGCCACAGAUAGAACAAUAAGUGACAUUUUUUUGGGGGGUAAUGCUGUUUGAUGUUGUGCGUGACCUGACUGUACUUUGCAGCGGAUCUGCAACAGCAAACCAUACUUUAUUCAAGUAUUUCGUUCGUGAUUUCUUGUCCAUAGUCAACAUAAAAGAUGGCCCAGUGGUGCCAGCUGCAACUACUGGAGUCUAAAUACCUGGAGCAGGUCGACCAGCUCUAUGAUGACUCCUUCCCCAUGGACAUCAGACAGUACCUCAGCAAGUGGAUUGAGAGCAUUGACUGGGAAAAUGUGGCUGUUCAGGACUCCUUAGCAACAGUACGUUUCCAUGACCUGCUAGCCCAGCUGGAUGACCAACACAGCCGCUUCGCCCUGGAGAACAACUUCCUGCUACAACACAACAUCCGCAAGAUCAAGAGAAACCUCCAGGACCACUUUCAGGAGGACCCUGUUCACAUGGCCAUGAUCAUCUCCAGAAACCUGAAGGAGGAGCAGAGGAUUCUGGCUGCUGCCAAAAGCAUAGAGACUGACAGAGAAAACACACACACUAGCAUGGUUCUGGAGAAACAAAAGCUGGACAACAAAGUCAAAGACAUGAAAAACAAGGUUCAGGAAGCGGAUCAGAAUAUAAAGUCUCUGGAAUACCUUCAAGACGAACAUGACUUUAAGCUAAAUACUCUUAAGAACAGAGAACAUGAAAUUAACGGGCUGACACCGAAACAGCUGGAACAUGAGAAGCUGCUGAUUGUAGAGAUGUGUUUCAAGCUGAAGUUCAAGAGAGGGGUAAGAGGGGUCUGA